Molecule: messenger RNA, 1909 nt
Organism: Dicentrarchus labrax (European seabass)
Lineage: Eukaryota; Metazoa; Chordata; Actinopteri; Moronidae
Product: zinc finger protein 37-like
Exons: 2
Coding region: 176-1219 (347 amino acids)
Biological process (GO): regulation of transcription by RNA polymerase II
Molecular function (GO): DNA-binding transcription factor activity; RNA polymerase II cis-regulatory region sequence-specific DNA binding
Source: RefSeq, a predicted model, not a curated record
UGAAAAGAAGAACAAGAAGAAGGCCAUCAAUUAAAGGCAGAACUUAAAGCUGCCUCACUUCCACCGUCGGACCUGAACAGUGUGACACCCACCGACAGUAAACAACACACUCUCUGGUAGCAGCGUGAAUAUAUUCAAUUAUCAGGGAGAAGAUCUUGUUGUUGGAGCGUUUCUAAUGAGUGACUUUAUGAAUGAAGCAACGAUGUGUUCAGUUGAGGCUUUGAGAGAGUUUGUGAACGAGCGACUAACUGCUGCUGCUGAAGAAAUAUUCCGAGUUUUUACUAAAACUAUCGUCGAGUACCAGGAAGAGAUCGACCGUCAGCGCACACUGCUGGACCUCGUGUGGAAACCUCAAGUAAAGUUACACAGGAUAGAGCUCCUACAGCAACAUGUCUGUAACCAGAACCAGAACUCCAGUGUGGACCGAGAGGACCCAGACCCUCCACAGAUUAAAGAGGACCGAGAGGACCCAGACCCUCCACAGAUUAAAGAGGACCGAGAGGACCCAGACCCUCCACAGAUUAAAGAGGACCGAGAGGACCCAGACCCUCCACAGAUUAAAGAGGAACAGGAGGAACUCUGCAGCAGUCAGGAGGAAGAGCAGCUUGAACUGAAGCUGGAGACUGAAACCUUUAUGUUGAUUCCUGCUAAUGAGUUAAGUGAGCCCAGUGAACCACAACCAGAACCAGAGAGUGACCACCAGCUCCUCUAUAACAACGCUCAUGUAGCUGAGAGCCGAGACCAGAAUCGGGUCAAGCAAGAGGACUCAGGAUCAACUGGAAAUGUACAAAAAAAACCAAAGAAAAUGCAUCAGAAAAGCAAAAGUCACAAUAACAAAGUAUCCAACCGUAACUUUCAACGUAAUACAAGCACAGGUAAAAAACUUAUACAGUGUGACACCUGUGGGAAAUAUUUUAAGUACAAGUCAGAAUUGAUUUUACACCUGAGAACACACACAGGUGAGAAGCCAUUUACAUGCAAAACAUGUGGGAAAAGUUUCAGACGUAGAAGUCACUUGAAACAACACAUGGGAGUCCACACGAGGGAGAAGGCGUAUUCAUGCAACACCUGUGGGGAGAAAUUUGUUCAUAUUAGAGAGUUAAACACUCACACAAGAACCCACACAGACGAGAAGCCACAUUCAUGCGUAACAUGUGGGAAAGGUUACAUACAGAUUCAGAGCUUGAAAAAGCACAUUGAAGUAGUCCACACAGGUUAGAAGCAAGAAGCAAGUACAUUUGCAAGACCUGCAGUAACAGAUUAUUCACCGAGUAUCAUUUAAAAAGGCACACGAGAACCCACACAGGGGGGAGAAGACAAAACCUGCGCGGAUAAGAUUUGUUUACAUGUCAGUACGGGAAAGUCCACACGGGUGAUUAAAAAAAAACACAUUUUAAGACAUUUUAGAUGCAGUGGUCACAUGAUAACGCAUGCUAGAGAGAAGAAGAAGCCACACAUCCGUGACUGCACCGACCUUCCAACAUUUAAGUCUCUGACAAAAACUCACCUUUUUAAAAUUGCUUUUAAUGUUUAAAUUGUUUUUAGGGUUUUACUAUUUGAUGUUGUUUUGCUGUUUUUAUAUUUUUAUGUAAAGUGUCUUUGAGUAUCUAGAAAAGCGCUUUACAAAUAAAAUGUAUUAUUAUUAUUAUUAUUAUUAUUAUUAUUAUUCACGAAAACAUGUCAGUGUUGAACUCUCAUAAGAUUUCAGAUCCAGUUGUAUUAUUUUUGUACUAACUACAUUACUGCAUUACUCAUUUUCUGUUAGAGUGACUGCAGCCCUACAAAUGUUUGACCUGUUACAUUUUUUUUAAACAAUUUUUAUACACUAACUAAUUCAUGUGACUGGAUUGUGAAUUUUGUAUUUUUGUAAUUUGUUUAACAAAAUAAAAAAAAGGCCAACAACUUUUAA